Messenger RNA from Aspergillus affinis, 1212 nucleotides. Its product is annotated as Zn(II)2Cys6 transcription factor domain-containing protein. Bases 1 to 1212 code for a protein of 403 amino acids. The transcript has a single exon. Gene Ontology annotation, molecular function: zinc ion binding; DNA-binding transcription factor activity, RNA polymerase II-specific. The record is from RefSeq and is a predicted model, not a curated record. NCBI's taxonomy places the organism in Eukaryota, Fungi, Ascomycota, Eurotiomycetes, Eurotiales, Aspergillaceae. Gene Ontology annotation, biological process: regulation of DNA-templated transcription.
AUGAUCACCCUCGAACCCAGAGCCUGCAGUGCCUGUGGAAAAGCGAAGCGGAAAUGUAGCAAGCAACUUCCGACAUGUACUCGCUGUCAAACCAAAGGUCUUGAGUGCAUCUAUCCGACGCCGCGACCGUCCUGUUUCGUUCCGUACGGGGACGAUGUCAGCGACCCGCCGACCCUGCGGGAUGCCGCCCCAGCGGACGCGGACAUACGACUCCCCACGCCGACACUGUCUGCUCUGGACGGACUCCCGCCGACCCCGUCAGAUCUACAUCUGAUGUCGUGCUCCAGCCCGCCGGUCUGUCCGACGCUAUCCGAUCUACAAGAAGCGUGGUUUCUCACGCGAGACUCCUGGACCGUCCAACCCCUCCACAUAGUCCACUUAUCCCCGACCCCCGUGUCCGCGGGCUGGCGGUAUAUCAACCGCAUCCGCGCAUGGCUGGCGGACUGGACCACCGGCGCCCGGAACCCGCUCAUUCACAGUCAACUCUACCAGAGCCGGUUGCCCAGUAGCAUCCAGGACGCCUUCACGGCGCUGUCAAGUUACCACUCACGCACCCCUCGCACGGAAGAAUUCAUCUACCGGAUUCUUGAGGGGCGCGCCGCAUCGCUGGUCGACGGCCAGAGCCAGUCUGACACGGAACUGUCCUGCUUCGAGCACGUCAGUCGUGUCCAAGCCCUCAUCAUCUACUCUACCAUCCGUCUCUUCGACAGCGACAUCCGCCAACGCUACCUCGCCGAACAACAACUACCCACUCUCUACUCCUGGUCAAAUAUCAUGCUGUCACGCGCUGCGAAGAACAGUCAUCUCCUGCUCCAGAGCUCCCUCGAAGACGUCGCGCCGGGGUUGACACAGGCCGUCUCGCCCACGCAGCAGGAGGAAGUCCUCUGGCGGGCCUGGAUCCGGUCCGAGAGUAUCCGGCGCACGUGGCUAGUCGCGCAGAUGGUGCAUGCUGUCUACCUGGCUAUGCAGGGACGGUCUGUCGAAUGUCCCGGGGGCAUUAUGUUCACGACCAGGAAGGGCGCGUGGGAUGCCGAAUCGGCACAUUCGUGGAUGAAGUUGUGCGCGGAGCGGAAUGUGGGGUUUAUGCAGCGGGGUCGCAUGUAUACGGUCAUGGAGGAAUAUCGGCCAGACGAGGUGGAUGAGUUCGGAAAGUCAAUUAUGGAGAUGGAUUUUGGGGUGGAGAGGAUGGAGAGUUGGGGGGAGAUAUAUUAA